This is a messenger RNA of Naegleria lovaniensis, 1554 nucleotides long. RefSeq lists its product as uncharacterized. The transcript has 3 exons. Bases 1 to 1554 code for a protein of 517 amino acids. NCBI's taxonomy places the organism in Eukaryota, Heterolobosea, Eutetramitea, Acrasida, Naegleriidae. The record is from RefSeq and is a predicted model, not a curated record.
AUGGAUGAUGGAUCUGUUUGGCCACCUGCCUUCAACCCAUCCCUUUUCAAAUUGAAUGGAUGUUCAACCACUCCUCUUGUGGGAAGAAGAAAAACCUUCAAUGUUGGACCAGGACAAACUUACACUGAAUUGAACACAGUUCCAUGGUUGAGUUUGCAAGCAGGUGAUGUUGUCAAUAUUUUCUAUCGUUCCACACCUUACAAAACCUAUGUUGGUUUGAGAAGUGUUGGAAAUUCCACACAUCCAAUCACCAUCAAUGGAGUGACUGAUUCAAGUUGUCGAAGACCUGUCAUUUCUGGAGAUGGUGCUCUUCCUGCUGAUGAUGCAAAAGCCGCUCGAUUUGGAGACUAUCCUGGAGGUACCCUUGCUGGAUCAGGAAUUUUCAUGUUCUACAGAAAAUCUUCAGAUGAUUAUGAACAUUCUGCAGCUUUCUUCGCCUUUAAAAAUUUAGAAUUGAGAGAUGCUGUGUAUGGAAAGAGCUAUGUGACCUACGACGGCACAACUAGAACCUAUGAUUAUUUCACUGCUGCAAUCUAUGCUGUCCGUAUCAAGUAUUUGCUCGUUGAUAACUGUUACAUCCAUAGCAACGGAAUUGGAUUAUUUACCAACACCAGAGGUCAGUCAGAGAAUGACUAUUCUGCUUACACCUUUGUGAGAGGAUCCAAAUUGGAUAGAAAUGGGUAUUUCAACAGCGAGACUGAACAUAACCUUUAUACACAAGGAAGGAGGGUAUUAGUGGAAGGAUGUUAUAUUGGUCAAGCUCGUGAUGGUAGUUCACUUAAAGAUAGAAGCUCUGGAACAGUUAUUAGAUACAAUUUCGUUCAGGCAAGUGCUCGUGCCUUGGACUUGGUUGACUCAGAAGAGGAAACCUAUACACCUGUAAAAUCGGAUCCGUUGUACGAUUAUGCUUGGGUGUAUGGCAAUGUUAUUUUAAACGAUGAAAAUUCAGCAUAUGGUUAUGCAGGUCGACCAAUCCACUGGGGGUUCGAUAAAAUUGUGAGCAAUUCACGAAAAGGAAGUUUGUUCUUCUAUGGAAAUUCGUUUUUAUUCCGGACUAAAGAUGGAUAUUAUACUACAGUUUUCCAAAUGGGUCAAGACGGUGAGAUUCCAAGUACUUCCAACUUUACAAUUUUAUGCUGGGAUAACGUAUUCACCAAUCAACCAAGUUUCCAAAAACAAACCUAUUUAAGGCUUUUAGCAGACUCCGGACGGUUAACCUUGCAUGGUAUCAAUUAUAUUCAUUCUGUGUUCGACCAUUCCAGAAGAGAGAAUGCUGCUGGUAUUGUGAGCACGUCAAGCGAACAAGGAGCUGGAACGUUAUGGACUGGACCUUCGACUGUUUUGGAUGCCAUGACAUUUAAACCCAAUGCUGGAUCAGUUUUAAUUGGUGCAGGAAACUCAUUCAAACCAGAUUAUUCACAAAUUGAACAAGCCAAUCCAGAUUUCAAGAAGGAGAAUUUGGAAAGAGUUGCUGAAUAUUACACAGUUUCAGGUGGAAUUGCUGGAGCAAGAUUGAGACCCAAUUCUCUUGCUUUGAAUGUUGGAGCUAAAUAA